This is a messenger RNA of Paecilomyces variotii, 797 nucleotides long. RefSeq names its product putative bZIP transcription factor. Lineage: Eukaryota; Fungi; Ascomycota; Eurotiomycetes; Eurotiales; Thermoascaceae. The record is from RefSeq and is a predicted model, not a curated record. The transcript is spliced from 2 exons. Gene Ontology annotation, cellular component: trans-Golgi network. Bases 106 to 621 code for a protein of 171 amino acids.
UCCAACAUCGUCGUCUACCCGCAACCCGCAAUCCCCCCCUGGGUCCGACCAUCCAAAGUUUUCUCUCUCGAAGAGAACUCCAGACACAUCAUUCCCCCCCCAGAUAUGGCAUCGUCGCCCAGUGAAUUACAAGGCUCAUCUCCAGUACCGGCGAUGCCGCAUCCGAACGACAAUACUCGCAUGCAUACAUCGUCACUAUCAUCGUCGUCUUCUUCCAUCUCUGACGCUGAGCCCGAGCGCAGGUCGCGGGCAGAGCGGCCACGUAUGGCCAGCCGGAAGCCCAGUGCCUCAAUACUAGUCCCGCGAGACCACCCUGAAAUCGAGAUCGAGGAGGAGGAAUUCCCCCCGGAUGAUGCUCGUGCGAUGAGCCCCCGCCGCAACUCCGCUGACCUGGAACGGUUGGGAAAGGAAGCCAGACAGACGCUACAGGAACAAGCAAGAACAUUACAAUCGUCACUGCAGGCACUGGCGGAGCGGAUUGAGUUGGUCAAGUCGGAUCACGACAAGCUGGAGAGCGAAAACAAGUUCCUUCAGGAUUACAUUGGUGGCCUUACGCGGAAUAUGACCAAGAGCGAGAUCACAUCGACAACGGGUGCGAAGACGAAGAAGUCUGCGAAAUAACUCUCUUCCGGCGUCCAAGGGGUGAAGAAAAGGAAUCGUGUCGACUCGAAGAAGAUCGUGAUAAAGACGGCAGCGAGAGGACAAUCCGUUGAAGACAUACGACGGCUGUCUCGGGACGUUGGGACGGAGUCGCCCUACCCCUAAUUGCACGGUGACCGUCGAUAAUUACGUUAAUA